UUCAAAAAAGGUUUCAAUUUCCCUUAAAAUAAUGUGAAUUCUCAUAAAAUAAAUUCGAAAGUCUUUGCGCGUAAUUCCUCUUUUUUCUUUCACUGAUUGAUUGAAAACAAAAUUAGGUUUUUUUUCUUCUUCUACUUCGUUGUCGUUCCGUUAAUGGCGACGAGUACGCAAGGGCAGCAGCAGACGGCGAUUGACUCGUCGGUUCUGGAUGAUAUAAUCAGACGGCUCACGGAGGUUCGGUUAGCUAGACCAGGGAAGCAAGUCCAGCUCUCUGAAGCCGAGAUCAAACAGCUUUGCACUACAGCCAGAGACAUCUUCCUUCAGCAACCCAAUUUGCUUGAGCUCGAGGCGCCCAUCAAAAUCUGCGGUGACAUACAUGGGCAAUACAGUGAUUUGCUGAGGCUGUUUGAGUACGGUGGCUUCCCUCCUAGUGCCAACUACCUCUUCCUAGGAGACUACGUGGACCGAGGCAAACAGAGUCUCGAAACCAUUUGUCUCUUGCUAGCUUACAAGAUCAAGUACCCAGGAAACUUUUUCUUGCUCAGGGGAAACCACGAGUGUGCUUCUAUCAACAGGAUAUACGGAUUCUACGAUGAGUGCAAAAGGAGGUUUAAUGUGAGGGUGUGGAAGGUUUUCACAGACUGUUUCAAUUGCCUUCCCGUUGCGGCGCUUAUAGAUGACAAGAUACUGUGUAUGCACGGUGGACUCUCUCCCGAGCUCGACCAUUUGGAUGAGAUUAGAAGCUUGCCUCGUCCGACUAUGAUUCCCGACACUGGUCUGCUCUGCGAUCUGCUCUGGUCUGAUCCUGGGAAAGAUGUUAAAGGAUGGGGGAUGAAUGAUAGAGGCGUUUCGUACACGUUUGGUGCGGACAAAGUCUCUGAGUUUCUAGAGAAACAUGAUUUGGAUCUUGUGUGCCGUGCUCAUCAGGUUGUGGAAGAUGGUUAUGAGUUCUUUGCGGAUAGACAGCUUGUGACGGUGUUCUCAGCUCCUAACUACUGUGGGGAGUUUGAUAAUGCUGGUGCGAUGAUGAGCGUGGAUGAGAACCUUAUGUGCUCGUUUCAGGUUUUGAAGCCUGCGGAGAAGAAGUCUAAAUUCAUGAUGUCUACAAAGAUUUGAUCCCUUUGAUUUGAGAUGGGUGUUGUUUUUGAUCAGAGAAAUUGAUUCAAAACGUUGGAAGAUUUGGCUUUGAAGUGUGUGCUUAUGGUUGUGAGUGAGUGACUAGUUAUAACUCUUGGAAAGGGGGCAAAACCAUAGUCUUCUCUACUUCCCAACUUCACUUUCUGCAUUUUUUUUUGUUCCUAUCUUUUCUUGGAAGGGGUUUACAUGAUUUACAUUUGCCUGAUGAAAGCACAUAAUUGGUGUGUACAUGCAUAUGAUUCUCUCUUGGAUCCUAAAACACCAAUGAAAUGAUGAUUAUAAAAGAA
Raphanus sativus (radish) is the source of this 1424-nucleotide messenger RNA. Its product is annotated as serine/threonine-protein phosphatase PP1 isozyme 4. The transcript is spliced from 4 exons. The record is from RefSeq and is a predicted model, not a curated record. Gene Ontology annotation, cellular component: nucleus; cytoplasm. NCBI's taxonomy places the organism in Eukaryota, Viridiplantae, Streptophyta, Magnoliopsida, Brassicales, Brassicaceae. Gene Ontology annotation, molecular function: protein serine/threonine phosphatase activity. The coding region runs from base 154 to 1116 and encodes 320 amino acids.